Ooceraea biroi (clonal raider ant) is the source of this 726-nucleotide messenger RNA. Its product is annotated as HIG1 domain family member 2A, mitochondrial. Gene Ontology annotation, cellular component: mitochondrion. The record is from RefSeq and is a predicted model, not a curated record. Lineage: Eukaryota; Metazoa; Arthropoda; Insecta; Hymenoptera; Formicidae. Gene Ontology annotation, biological process: mitochondrial respirasome assembly.
GGGCACAGAACUUUCAAAGUAUCGGUGAACUAAAAAUACAUCUGAGAAACAUGAAAAUUUGUACAUUUGAAAAAUAGUAUUUUCAAUCAGGGAUAUGUCUAAUGCAAAGGUUGACGAGUUAGAUUGGUUGCAAGUACGAGAAGAGUUAGAUAGCGCGUAUGUUCAGGAGACGAUACUUGAAAGGACGAAACGUAAAUCGCGCGAGAAUCCAUUCGUACCGAUAGGAUGUAUUGGAACUGCAGCAGCACUGACUUAUGGACUUUACAACUUUUACAGAGGAAAUAGACAAAUGCAACAAUAUAUGAUGCGAACGCGUGUUGCUGCUCAAGCAUUCACAAUUUUUGCCAUGGUAGCAGGAUUUAUAUUAAUCGGACCGAAAUCAAAGUAAAACAUCGUGACAUUAGUUUAUGAGCAUUAUUACUAUCUGUUUCUCCUGCUGUAUGGAAAAUGUAUAUAAACUAUUUUUGCACUCGUUAUAUCGAGUGAAAUAUAUCUAGUAAAUACAAUGUAUUUCUAGACGAGAACAAUGUUUUAAAGCAGGCAUGUAAAAAUGUAUUUAUAAUUAUAACUAUGAUUAUAUUUAAUACAAAUAAUGUUAAUUGCCAAAACAUAUUCUUGAUAUCUUUUCGUACAACAUAAAACUAUAUGGAUAAAUUUCAUAGCAACUUAUUUUCCUUGAAAUUACAUGCACAAGUUAUAUUACAUAAUAAACUCUUUGGAAGCAAA